AUGGUUGAAUGGGUUGUUAUAGUUUACGAUAAGCCUGGUUCUGACAGAAGUGCUUGCAGACCACAACAUUUGGCAGGUAUUCCACCAUUAGUUGAAGCUGGUAAGAUUGUCCAUGCUGGAGCAAUCUACAAGGACGUUGUUGACGGUAAGCCUGCCAAUUUUGCCGGUUCUCACUUGACUAUCGUUGCAGACAGCAAGGACGAAGUAGUUGAACUUUUGAAGAACGAUGUCUUUGCUAAGAACGACAUUUGGGACGUUGACAAUGCUUUAAUCUACCCAUUCGGUUGUGCUGUUCGUAAAGAAAAACAAUGA
Messenger RNA from Kluyveromyces lactis, 312 nucleotides. RefSeq names its product YciI family protein. NCBI's taxonomy places the organism in Eukaryota, Fungi, Ascomycota, Saccharomycetes, Saccharomycetales, Saccharomycetaceae. The transcript has a single exon. The record is from RefSeq and is a predicted model, not a curated record. The coding region runs from base 1 to 312 and encodes 103 amino acids.